This is a messenger RNA of Ipomoea triloba (trilobed morning glory), 1859 nucleotides long. RefSeq names its product sucrose transport protein-like. The record is from RefSeq and is a predicted model, not a curated record. Gene Ontology annotation, cellular component: vacuole; plasma membrane. The transcript has 5 exons. NCBI's taxonomy places the organism in Eukaryota, Viridiplantae, Streptophyta, Magnoliopsida, Solanales, Convolvulaceae. The coding region runs from base 88 to 1614 and encodes 508 amino acids. Gene Ontology annotation, molecular function: sucrose:proton symporter activity. Gene Ontology annotation, biological process: sucrose transport.
UCAAACAUUCAGUUCUACCAAGUUCACUAACCUUAGCUUUCUAAGGUGAGAUUAAUUAGUAGAAUAUAAUUAGUGAAAUAUAUAGAUAUGGAGAGAGACUCCGUUAACGGAAAAUCCUCCUUGCAAGUGGAGAAGGCGGAGGAGGAGGCGGCGGCGGCGGCGACGCCGAUAUGGAAGAUAGUAAUGGUGGCGUCCAUUGCGGCGGGAGUUCAGUUCGGGUGGGCCCUGCAGCUCUCCCUCCUCACCCCUUACGUUCAGCUGCUCGGAAUCCCGCACAAAUUCGCGUCCUUUAUGUGGCUUUGUGGGCCCGUCUCCGGCAUGAUUGUUCAGCCCCUGGUCGGCUACUACAGCGACAAUUGCACUUGGCGUUUCGGUCGCCGUCGCCCCUUUAUUGCCUCCGGCGCCUUGCUCGUCAUUUUCGCUGUCUUCCUCAUUGGCUUCGCCGCUGAUAUCGGCCACGCCGCCGGCGACCGCCUCGACAAAACCACUAAGCCCCGUGCCGUUACUGUUUUUGUCGUCGGUUUUUGGAUCCUCGACGUCGCUAAUAACAUGUUACAGGGUCCAUGCAGGGCAUUAUUGGCGGAUCUCUCCGGCGGGAGCGCCGACAAAAUGCGAGCGUCAAACGCACUCUUUUCCUUUUUCAUGGCGGUCGGAAACAUCCUCGGCUACGCGGCGGGCUCCUAUUCUCACCUCUACAAGGUCUUCCCCUUUUCAAAGACUAAAGCCUGCGAAGGCUACUGCGCCAAUCUCAAGAGCUGCUUCUUCAUCUCCGUCGCCCUCUUGCUCACCGUAACCACCAUGGCGCUAACUUUCGUGAAAGAGCAAGAGCUAAAAGACGCCGCCGACGGCGGCGAGAAGGCGCAAAAGGGGAAAGGGGUGCCAUUCUUCGGCGAAAUCUUCGGCGCCUUGAAGGACCUCCCAAGGCCCAUGUGGAUUCUCCUGUUGGUCACGGCUCUUAACUGGAUCGCGUGGUUCCCUUUCUUGCUCUACGACACCGACUGGAUGGCCAAGGAGGUGUUCGGCGGCAAAGUCGGCGACACACUCUACUCUAGAGGCGUGCAUGCCGGCGCGCUGGGGCUCAUGCUCAACUCCGUGGUUUUGGGCUUCAUGUCGAUCGGCGUGGAGCUCCUGGCGCGGCGCCUCGGCGGCGUCAAGAAGCUCUGGGGCGGCGUUAACUUCAUCUUGGCGAUUUGUUUGGGCAUGACGGUUUUGGUCACCAAAAUGGCCGAGCAUACCCGCCGGAUCGACCCCAACGGCACCGUCCUCUCACCCACCGCCGGCGUUAAGGCCGGCGCCCUGGUUGUAUUCGCCGUCCUCGGAAUUCCUCUCGCGGUGACUUUUAGUAUUCCAUUCGCUCUGGCAUCCAUCUUUUCCAGUAAUGCUGGCGCUGGACAAGGCCUCUCCUUAGGCGUCCUUAAUCUUUCAAUCGUCAUACCCCAGAUGUUCGUGUCAUUCUUGAGUGGGCCAUGGGAUGCGGCGUUUGGCGGUGGGAAUUUGCCGGCGUUUGUGGUGGGAGCGGUGUCGGCGGCCUUGAGUGGGAUAUUUGCGAUGACAUUGCUGCCGUCGCCGCCGCGUGAUGCGAAGGUUGAGAUAUCUGGUGGUGGUUUCCACUGAAACACAAGUUUUCCGGCCUAAUCCCUAAUUAUACGUAUGUUGAUGAUAUAUGUAUGUAUGUAUGUAUCUUUCUGAAGCCGUUGAAGGGCAAAUAGAAAAUGUGGGCCAUGCAUGUUUAAUCUACUGUUCCCAUAUUGGUCUCCACAUUAACUCUCCACCUUAAUUAGUUGAGAGUGAUGCGUUGAUUGUACCUUGUAAUUUAAUUUCUUAAAAAUCAAAAGGGAUAUGACUUUGAAAUUAAUUAA